Eutrema salsugineum is the source of this 498-nucleotide messenger RNA. Its product is annotated as glutathione S-transferase T3-like. Lineage: Eukaryota; Viridiplantae; Streptophyta; Magnoliopsida; Brassicales; Brassicaceae. The record is from RefSeq and is a predicted model, not a curated record. Bases 1 to 498 code for a protein of 165 amino acids. The transcript has a single exon.
AUGGAUUCCAUGAACCCAAAUCCUCCUAACUCUCCAAGCUUUGUAAAUCUCUUAACUAGUCAGCUAGUUAAUGAGAUUUACCCGCAUACUAUAGAGCUUGGAUCAUCAGAACUCUUUGAGUUUAGUAGCCAAUGUUCUGAUGAUCCAAGUGUAGCUUUUGAAGAUCGCAAAGAAAUGAGGAAGUGGAGUCUUAAAUUAGAUAUAUUCCUGAUCAAUGCUUGGCUAAACACCAGCAAAGAUCCAGUCGUCGGCAAUGAGCAAAAGGCUGGAGCAUUUUUAAAAAGAAUCCAAGCCUAUUUGAACUCGAGUCCUCAGAUGGUUGGUGAGCAACCUAGAGAGUGGAGACAGUGUAAACAACAGUGGAACAGGAUAAAUGAUCAUGUCUGCAACUUUUUGGGAUGUUAUGAAGCAGCAAAGAAGGAGAAAGCAAGCGGCCAAAAUGAUAAUGAUCUCAUGAAAGCAGCUCACGAGAUCUUCUUCAAUGAUCAUCUGGUCUAG